CCUCUUCUUCUCCAGUUCUCUUCUUGAUUCCUUCACAAACUCAAAAUCUUAAAGGAGGUGGCCAUGGGGGAAGAAGAAGUAGAAGCACAUCAACAACAGAUUCCACUGCUCAUAAACCUUCCAUUACAACUGCCACCAUCACCUUCUUCAAAUGGGCAGUACCACAAGAGAACUGGGAACACAUGGACUGCAACAGCACACAUAAUAACAGGGGUGAUAGGUUCAGGAGUACUAUCACUGGCAUGGAGUACUGCACAGCUGGGGUGGAUUGCAGGUCCUUUGUCGAUGCUCAUCUUCGCAGGGAUUACUAUCAUUUCGGCUUUCCUUCUCUGUGAUUGCUAUAGAUCUCCUCAACCUGAAACUGGGCACAUCAGACAUCCCUCUUACAUGGAAGCUGUGAAGUAUAAUCUAGGAAGAGAGAGCAUAUGGGUAUGUGGAGUAUUUCAACAAAUAAGCUUGUAUGGGACCGCCGUUGCUUAUACAAUUACAUCCGCCAUUAGCAUGAGAGCUAUUCAGAAAUCAAAUUGUUACCAUAAAGAAGGACACCAGGCUCCAUGUACCUAUGGAGAUAGUUUUUAUAUGCUGUUGUUUGGAGCUAUUCAGAUUGUCUGUUCUCAGAUACCUGAUUUUCGUAACAUGGAAUGGCUCUCUAUUCUUGCAUCAAUCAUGUCCUUCUCCUACGCUUCCAUUGGAUUUGCACUUGGCUUUGCCAAAGUAAUAGGAAACAGAAGAGUUAAGGGGAGUAUCUCCGGAGUGCAGACAGCUACAAUAGCUCAAAAAGUAUGGAAAGUCUCUCAAGCGCUUGGAGACAUUGCUUUUGCAUACCCAUACUCCGUAAUUCUUAUUGAGAUACAGGACACACUGAAGUCUCCUCCACCUGAGAACCAGACAAUGAAGAAAGCAUCAAUGACUGCGGUCCUUAUUACCACCUUCUUCUAUCUCUGCUGUGGUUGUUUUGGGUAUGCAGCCUUUGGGGACCAGACACCUGGGAAUCUCUUAACAGGUUUCGGAUUCUACGAGCCUUAUUGGCUAAUUGACUUCGCGAAUGCUUGCAUAGUUCUUCAUCUAGUGGGAGGAUAUCAGGUAUACAGUCAGCCAGUGUUUGCAGUUGUUGAAAAGUGGUGUGCCGAGAAGUUCCCCAACAAUGGGUUUGUGAAUAAUUCCUACACCAUCAAAAUCCCACUAUUGCCAGUUCUGAGGAUUAAUCUUCUUAGGUUGUGCUUUAGAACCUGUUAUGUUCUAUCAACUACAGGACUUGCGAUGCUCUUCCCCUACUUCAACCAGGUUUUGGGAGUGUUGGGUGCCCUGAACUUUUGGCCCUUGACCAUAUAUUUCCCUGUGCAGAUGUAUUUUGUUCAGAGGAAGAUUGAACCUUGGACAAGAAAUUGGAUUAUUCUUCAGUCUUUCAGCAUUGUCUGCUUGCUUGUUUCUCUGAUUGCAUUGGUUGGGUCAGUUGAAGGACUCAUAAGUGCAAAGUUGAGCUAAGAAACUGCCUGCAAUUGUGAUCAUGUAAUGGAACAGGGCUGUAGUUCUGUAGAAAGGCUGUUGGAAUUGCUUUGUAUGCUUUUAUUUGCAUAUAUAGCCUUAGAU
Molecule: messenger RNA, 1590 nt
Organism: Telopea speciosissima
Lineage: Eukaryota; Viridiplantae; Streptophyta; Magnoliopsida; Proteales; Proteaceae
Product: probable amino acid permease 7
Exons: 7
Coding region: 64-1485 (473 amino acids)
Cellular component (GO): plasma membrane
Source: RefSeq, a predicted model, not a curated record